Molecule: messenger RNA, 677 nt
Organism: Rhea pennata
Lineage: Eukaryota; Metazoa; Chordata; Aves; Rheiformes; Rheidae
Gene: FGF17
Product: fibroblast growth factor 17
Exons: 5
Coding region: 1-618 (205 amino acids)
Biological process (GO): regulation of cell migration; fibroblast growth factor receptor signaling pathway; animal organ morphogenesis
Cellular component (GO): cytoplasm
Molecular function (GO): growth factor activity; fibroblast growth factor receptor binding
Source: RefSeq, a predicted model, not a curated record
AUGCAGCCCAUCAGCCUGCAGAACCUCUCCAUAUGUUUCCAGCUCCUGAUGUUUUCCUGUCAGACCCAGUACGUGAGGGACCAGGGCGCCAUGACCGACCAGCUGAGCCGAAGGCAGAUCAGGGAGUACCAGCUGUACAGCCGGACCAGCGGCAAGCACGUCCAGGUGAACGGCAAAAGGAUCACCGCCACGGCGGAGGACGGCAACAAAUUCGCGAAGCUCAUCGUGGAGACGGACACCUUUGGGAGCCGCGUGCGCAUCAAGGGGGCCGAGAGCGAGAAGUACAUCUGCAUGAGCAAGCGGGGGAAGCUCGUCGGGAAACCCCACGGCAAGAGCAAAGACUGCAUCUUCACGGAAAUCGUGCUGGAGAACAACUACACGGCUUUCCAGAACGCCCGCUACGAGGGCUGGUACAUGGCGUUCACGCGCCGGGGCCGGCCGCGGCGGGCCUCGCGGAGCCGCCAGAACCAGCGCGAGGCCCACUUCAUCAAGCGCCUCUACCGCGGCCAGCUGCCCUUCCCCAACAGCGCCGAGCGGCAGCAGCACUUCGAGUUCGUGGGCUCGCCGUCCCCACCGCGCCGCGCCAAGCGCACCCGCGCCCCGCGCCCGCUCACGUAACGCUGCCCCUUCUCCUUGCGCCCCCGGCGCUGCUUCCUCCCCCCUUUCCUUUUUUUUUU